CACUGCAGAGGCAUUUGUGGAACGGGAAUAACCGCCAUCUUAAGCGAAUUCGCUGAUAGUGUCACCAGAAGGAGACUGAAAUUAUCGUCAUUCUAAGUACGUUGCAAAUUUAGUUGUCAAUACCAGGGGCAAUCUCACUUCACGCCUAGACCCUAUCUCGCCGUGAGAACCAUCUUUAUUCCUUCAGUCAACGCAGUCUUCGUGGGCCUACGAAGUGCUAGUCUUCUCUAGUUGUUGAAGUCUGUAUGAGACGUAAAGUCAUCCGAUAAUAGUACAAUGUCCAAGUUUUCUCUCAAAGGCCGUGUUGCCGUAGUCACUGGCGGAGGCCGAGGUUGUGGCUUGGCAUUCGCACAAGGUCUCGCCGAGGCUGGGGCAGACGUUGCAAUUUUUGACCUGAUAGACCCGGAGCCAUCUGCAUUCGAGGAGCUAUCUUCUGCAAACGGAGUGAAAGCGAGAGCAUAUGUCGUUGACGUAACGUCUCUCCCCAGCUUGGAGAAGGCGUUUGCUGCCGUGGCAGCUGACUUUGAUGGCAAACUUGACAUCUUUGUGGCUUGCGCUGGUGUGAACAAGAACGUUGAGUUCCUCGACACCGAAGAGGCAGACUUUGACAGGCUCUACGGCGUCAAUUGCAAGGGCCUCUACUUCUCGGCCAAGAUGGCUGCAAAAGCCAUGAUCGCCAAUGGCACCAAAUGCGGAAGCAUCAUUUUCGUCGCGAGUAUCGCAUCGUACAUUGCCAUUCGCUCCCAACGAUCUACGGCGUAUUGCGGUACAAAGGGCGCCGUUCGAGCAAUGGUCGCUCCGAUAGCUGCCGAACUCAACAAGUAUGGAAUCCGGGUCAACUCCAUCUCGCCUGGCUAUGUGCGGACGGAAAUGACGGCUCCCUUCCCUGAUCUUCUCGAGGGGUGGAAGGAUGAGAUCAUGAACGGCAGAGUAGCAGAGCCUGACGAUAUCAAGGGAGCCUGUGUUUUCUUGGCGAGUGAUGCCAGCAAAUACUGCCAGGGGAGCGAUAUCUUGGUUGAUGGCGGUGUGACCAAAUGGUAGCUUGAUUUUGCUUCGCAUAAUAUGAACAUGGAGACUAAUUCCUCAUUCUGUGUUUUCAAAUGAUGUACUUGGACAGCGUAGCCUAUAGGCGGCAAGUGGUCUUUCCAUUCUGACUGCGGCCUCCUGAUAUAUGCUUGCACACAAAAAUGCGUGAUUGUAAGGUAUCGGAAUUACUGAUAAUGCCAGGUUGAGGGCGGAUGUAGUGUGUGAAUAUUUAUUGCCUCU
Molecule: messenger RNA, 1266 nt
Organism: Colletotrichum godetiae
Lineage: Eukaryota; Fungi; Ascomycota; Sordariomycetes; Glomerellales; Glomerellaceae
Product: short chain dehydrogenase
Exons: 3
Coding region: 277-1041 (254 amino acids)
Cellular component (GO): intracellular anatomical structure
Molecular function (GO): oxidoreductase activity, acting on NAD(P)H, oxygen as acceptor
Source: RefSeq, a predicted model, not a curated record